AUGUCCUCUGCUGCGACGUCUCCGCCAGAUUACAGCCUGGUUCAUCCUGUCCCCGGGCUAGGAAAGGCCUUGGCUUACGAACCCAGGAAGGGGGAAGACCCAUUGUAUAUUGGGACUCUCUUUCCAUCUGCCCUUUCGUCUGGGGAUCUCAACCAAGAAGGCCGUGCAAUACUCCCGCUGACGACGCUCCGCGAAUUCAGCAUGUUGCAAUUCAUGAGCGCAAUUACCGAUAAGGAAAAUUGGCAUGUCAAGAUCCUCGAUGACGAGAUUGCGAACAAGUGGAAGACCGAGGGCAUUGAAGCUGCUAGAGCUGCCCUUCUCAAGCAGUGGGCGAAGGAGGAUAGCAGAUCUUCCUAUGCGAGAGGUCACGCACAGGACCUCGAGGCCAGUGAUGGGAACGGAGAAGAUGAUUCAGUUGGUCAGGACAGGGAAUCUGGGGAUGAAGGCGACGAUACCAACGAGGAAGAAGAGGACGACGACAUCGACCAGGACCUUGAAAACGCCAUCACCACCGCCCUCGAGCGAUGGCCCAUCUAUACCGCCCGACGAGACGAAUCUGCCUUGACCGAAACUAUGGCCGAUUUUUGCAUUGCCGAACUACGUCACAAGGCUCGUUCAUUCCAGAACUCGCCUAACGGAGCCAUCGUUGUCUACAACGGCAAUGUGGUCAAGUCGGAUACUGCGGUGUCACCCGAAACCAAGACUGCACUCCAAAAGGCGGUUGAACCACUCGAGAACGUGCCCGAUCAGCAGAAGGAUUGGCAUCCAGGUUCUGACGAGCAGGUUCUGGACCUCGUUCACCCUAGCCUGUUUCCGCUGGUGUACAAAAAGACCAAGGUCCUCCCCGUGGGUGCCAAGGUCACGAGUCUUGAAGACUGCAUCAAGCGAUGCGGUGAAGGUGCUCCAGUCUCAGUCGUAGACGAAGCGCCUGAACCCUGGGUCAGACGGAGCGGCGCUUCGGGGGCGACCACCCCCUGGAGCGACAAGUUCCAGUGGCUGCCUUGUGAAGUAGACGUGUCGGCUGAUAGGGCAAACAUUCUUUCGUACAUCAACAACUUGCAUCCUGAGAAGCACCGGGAUCUUUACCGUGUCAUCGAGGACGUUAUCACAGCCGCCAUUCCCCUCUGGGAUCUCACCCUCGCGCCGCUCGCAGACCCCGACUUCAAGUACCACCAACGGAUCACGUACGAUUGCGUCCACUACGACCCUGACGCAGAAGAGAUUCUUUUGGAGGACGGGGGUCCUAAAGAGGGGGAUGAUUUGAACGAGAAUUUCGACUAUUGGGAUCUUAGGCAAGAGUGGGAAAAUCGGAAUAAGAGGAUUGUUCUUCCUGACGUUGAUAAGCCUUUCGACCCAAAAGACUUUGGACAGCCUGCGCCGUUUUCGCUCAAGGGUCUUAUGAAGGACGGUCGGCCCCUUCAGGUUAUCGUCAAACUCGCCAAUAUUGUUCUUACGCCGGAGAAGCCGAGUUAUGGUGGCGGGACUUGGCACGUUGAAGGGAAAUUGAACGAGCAUAUUGUCGCCACCGCCAUCUACUACUAUUCAUCCUCCAACAUCACAACUUCAUCCCUUUCAUUCCGCCAGCUAUCCGACACCGAGGCUGCCAGCCAGGUGUGCUACCCUCAAAAUAACCACGAAUGGUUGACGGAUAUCUUCGGAGUGUACCACGAUGAGGGGUCGGUACAGCGCGUAGGGGGUGUAGUGACGUCCGAAGGACGUCUUCUCACUUUCCCUAACAUCCUCCAACACAAAGUCGAGCCGUUUUCGUUGGCUGACAGGACAAAACCCGGUCACCGCAAGAUCCUCGCGCUUUUCCUGGUCGAUCCGCAUAUCCGGGUGAUCAGUACAGCGCAUGUGCCUGCCCAACGGAUUGACUGGUGGCGGGCAGAGCUGGAGAAGGACCAGGCCCCUUCCCCGAAGAGUGGAAAGGGGUUGCAGAAGUUGCCGGUAGAGUUGCGGGAUUAUGUGUAUAAAGAGGUGGAUGGGUUCCCUAUGGGCCUUGCGGAGGCCAAGGCGUUGAGGGAGGAGCUGAUGGAGGAGAGGAAGAAGUUUGUGAUAGAUAAUGGGGAGCUGUUCGAGAAUGCGGUUGCCUUCUCGCUUUGUGAACAUUAG
This is a messenger RNA of Coprinopsis cinerea okayama7#130, 2112 nucleotides long. RefSeq lists its product as hypothetical. The transcript has 5 exons. The record is from RefSeq and is a predicted model, not a curated record. NCBI's taxonomy places the organism in Eukaryota, Fungi, Basidiomycota, Agaricomycetes, Agaricales, Psathyrellaceae. Bases 1 to 2112 code for a protein of 703 amino acids.